AUGAUGAGCAGAGAGGCCGCGGCAACAGCUGGCGCGACACCAUCCGCGCCGUCUGUCCUACCAGCGCACCCCGCGCACGAAACACAGCAGGUCGCGCUCCCCGCAUGCGUGAUACCAGUCGCACCUCAUCAAACCCACGGAGAAACGUCGGGGACGGCCCAGCCACCUCACCCCGUACAUGAAACACAGCCACCUGAGCUUCCAGGAAGGGCAGACCUUAGUUUUCUAGAGCAACACCUAUCUCCACAAUUCCGACUCAACGCGCCCAAGAAGGCGCUCCACCAGCCGCUAAGCGCGGAAAUCAUGGCGGAACACCUGAGCGGAAUGCCACCCACCCUCCCAACAUACAACGGGACGACCGACCCUGAAGAUCACGUGAGCACCUUCUGCUUGCGGAUGCAGCUCCAAACCAACUCCAACGCGGCGCUAUGCCGCACCUUCCCGUCGACGUUUUCUGGGAUAUUCCUAGACUGGUAUAACAGACUCUCAAACGGGAUCAUCCGCUCAUUCGAGGAGUUCAUACUCCUAUUCACAACAAAAUUUGCAUCCCAGAAAAGAAGGCCCCUCCACCUCAAGGCGCUGGUAGAUCUCAGGCAAAAAGACGGGGAGAGUCUACGAGCGUUUUACGCCAGAUGGUCCAGAGUAGCGAUGGCAGUGCGUGACCUCACUCCUGAAAUCGCCGCGCAUCACCUUAUGGAAGCCACAACCAACAUGGAACUCAAGCGGGCGCUAGCAAAAAGGCCCGUAACUCUAUCAACAGAGUUGGAAAUGAAAAUCGAGAAGGCAAUUACGCUCGAGGAAACCCUCGGAGCGGGAUCUGUUAGGCGCUUCGAGCCGGCCAAGUUGCCGCGAGAAGAACAGGGACGACGGCAGAUCACGCUGCCGCGAGAUAAGCUAGCACAGCUGCACAGCGGACAUAAGCAACACCACCCUCCCCCACAAGAGCAAGCGCAGCGGAGAAGGUCACCAGACAGGCGCGCACCUCACGCAUUUACACCGCUCAACGACUCCGUAAAGAACGUGUUCCACGUUCUACGCGAGAAGGGAUACAAGCUCAACUGGCCCGCGCCCCUGAAGUCUUUGCCCCACAUGAGAAACCCAAAAAAGCAUUGCGACUUCCAUAGAGCGACGGGGCACUGGACGGAGGAUUGCCGAGAGCUGCGCUAUGAGAUUGAGGGCCUCAUACGGCGAGGGUUGCUGACCGAAUUCACGCAGGAAAAGGAGGAACAGGUCGGGGGACACCAAAACCCGCCGCCACCUCCACAAGCCGAUUACAACGAAGCCACCACAGACUAUAUGGUGCGUAAGGAAAUAGGGGUGGUGACGGUAGAAGGAGAUUGCCCGAAAAAGAAAACCAAGCGCGAACGAGCAAUCGAAUUCGCGGCAGCUGAUGUACGAGUAGGGGGUCAACUGAGUUUCGACGACACCGAACUACCGCAAGGAGUUCCAUCGGAAGACCCACUCAUCAUCACCGCACUGGUAGCCUCUUGCAAAAUCCACCGCCUCCUGAUAGACGAGGGUGCAGCGGCAGACAUCCUCUUCCAAAGCACAAUCAACAAGAUGGACGUCGACCCACGCUUAAUCAAGCGCGCUCAAGGGAACUUGGUCGGCUUCUCCGGAGCGAGGGUGCCAGUAAUUGGGGUGAUCACUCUCCCCGUGGUCAUCGGAGACCAAGAGCCGCGCGUCUCAAAGCAGAUCGAGUUCACAAUAGUCGACUGCAAGUCGUCCCACAACGGCAUCUUGGGUCGACCCUUCUUGGCGAAAUUCAUGGCCCUUCCUUCCACGUGCCAUCAAAAACUCAAGUUCCCCACAAAAAUGGGAACCGGAGAGGCGCGCAGGACACCGUGGGAAGCCCUGAAGCUAGAAGGAGAGCCUCGACAAACGAACAUUGUCGACACAAGGCCAGAAGAACCCCGCCCGGAAUCAAUGGAUUCCGAUUUCGAGGUCGCGCUCGACCCAGCCGAGCCGACCAGGAAAAUACGCGUCUCGACUCACGUUCGCGAUGACGCGAUUGAGCCACUGAUAGCGUUAUUGAAGGAGUACAAGGAGCUCUUUGCCUGGUGUACAGAAGACAUGCCAGGAGUACCAAGGCAUGUGGCCCAACAUUGCCUCGCAGUCCCGCCAAGCGCCAUUCCGAGACAACAAGCGCGACGCGGUUUUACUGGCGACAAGUUGAAGGCCAUCGAAGAAGAGGUGUCGCGACUCUUGGCGGCAGGGCUGAUUCGCCCAGUCAAAUACCCAAAGUGGUUGGCGAAUGUAGUCUUGGUAAAAAAAUCUUCAGGCGCGUGGCGGAUGUGCGUUGACUACACGACAAUCAACAAGGUAUGCCCGGGAGACCCUUACCCCCUGCCGCGCAUCGACCAACUGAUCGACGCCACCGCCGACCACGAGACACUGUCUUUCUUGGACAUGUUCUCAGGGUACCAUCAAAUCCCGAUGUCGCGCGAAGAUGAAGAAAAGACGGCGUUCAUGACUCCCUUCGGAAACUUCUGUUUCGUCGGAAUGCCGUUCGGACUGAAGAACGCGGGCGCGACAUACCAAAGAAUGAUGGAUUUGGUGUUCUCACAUCAGAGGGGGCGGAACAUCGAGGCGUACGUGGACGACCUCAUCGUCAAAACCAAGGCCGGGAACUCGCACCUGGAGGAUCUACGAGAAACAUUUGAGGCGCUCCGCAAGCACAGCCUCCGCUUGAACCCACUGAAGUGCGUCUUUGGAGCAGAAGCAGGGAAGUUUUUGGGUUUUAUGAUAACCAAGCGCGGCAUCGAGGUGGACCCAAAACAAAUCACGGCGGUCCAACAACUGCGGGCCCCAAGGAGCGCACUUGAAAUCCAAUCCCUGAAUGGGAAGAUUGCAGCGCUGGGGAGAUUCAUCCCGAGGUCGGCCGACAAGUGCGCGCCCUUCUUCAAGACACUCAAAAACGGUGCAAAAUUUGCAUGGACCAAGGAGUGUGAAGCGGCCUUCCAAGAGCUGAAAUCAUAUCUUGUAUCCCCCCCUGUGUUGACAGCUCCCAAGCCUAAUGAAAAGUUAUUCCUUUAUCUUGCCGUGUCAACAAGAGCAGUGAGCGCCGUCCUAAUAACCAGAAGAAUUGACAACACCGAGCAGCCCGUGUAUUGCACCUCGCGAACGCUAGUUAGCGCAGAAACAAGAUACUCCUCAAUUGAGAAGGCAGCCCUGGCAUUAGUAAGCGCGUCACAGAAGUUGCGCCCCUACUUCCAAGCGCAUCAGAUCACCGUCCUGACCAACCUCCCACUAAAGAAAAUCCUAACCUCGAUGGAAGUGUCAGGGCGCAUGGUGAAAUGGGCAGUCGAACUCUCGGAGUACGACAUCCAAUAUGCGCCGAGACCAGCAAUCAAGGCCCAGAUCCUAGCAGACUUCAUCGCUGAAGGAGUCACCCUCGACACUACACCAGAGGGAGUAUGGGAAGUUUACGUUGACGGAGCGGCGAGUAAGCACGGUGCUGGCGCGGGAGUCGUCGUGCGCACGCCAAUAGGCGUCGUCCACGAGAUUGCCAUCAGAUUCAGAGCGUUAAAGACUAAUAACGCGGCUGAGUACGAGGCCAUCUUGGCAGGGAUGACCGCUGCCCACGAUUUGGGCGCAAGAACGAUAAGGGUACUCUCAGACUCCUCACUGGCAGUCAACCAGCUGAACGGAUCCUUUGACGCGAAGGAAAAUACUCUGGCACACUACAUAGAGCGCGUCAAGCUGCGAGCAGCCAACUUCGAUGCGAUAACCUACGUGCAAGUACCAAGAGAGGAGAACAUGCACGCCGAUGCGCUUUCCAAACUGGCAACCGCCACCGACUUCGAAGCAACGCGUCUGGUGACGGUACAGAAGGAAGAAGAGGAAACUCACCGAGAAGUGGCGAUUAACACCACCCAAAUCGAAAGCGAUGAGGACUGGAGAGCCCCAAUUGUGCUUUACCUACAAGAAGGCACGGUACCAGAGGAUGCUAAGGAAGCAUGGACUCUAAGACAGAAGGCGGCCCGAUGCACACUCAUUGGAGGAGAGCUGUAUCGCCGGUCGUUCUCGGGCGUCUACCUAAAGUGCAUUGGACAAGAGGAGGCGCGAGACAUGGUACGCGACAUACACGAGGGGUUGUGCGCAAUGCACGCCGGCCCGCGCAGCAUGGAGCGCACCAUUUUGCUUCAUGGGCACUACUGGCCGCGAAUAAAAAAAGAUACGAAAAAAUACGCGGACCAGUGCCACAAGUGCCAAGUCAACGCGCGUCAGCACCACCUCCCGUCCACCGAACUCCAAGCCAACCUAAGUCCGUGGCCUUUCGCCCAAUGGGGGGUGGAUCUCUUGGGCCCCUUCCCAACAGCAAAGGGGAAACGCAAAUACAUUAUUGUGGCCGUGGAUUAUUUCACAAAGUGGAUCGAGGCUGAAGCACUGGCCUCGAUAACGGCACAACAGGUAACGCGCUUCCUGAAGAACAACAUUCUCUCACGUUUCGGAGUCCCAAACGCACUCAUCUUCGAUCACGGGAAGCAGUUUGACUGCGCAGAAGUGAUAUACUUUUGCGACCAAGUGGGAGCCAUUGCAAGGUUCGCAUCCGUAGCUUAUCCCCAAGCUAAUGGCCAAGCGGAAUCUGCCAACAAGGCAAUCCUGCACGGCUUACACACCCGCUUGAACGACGCAAAGGGUAAUUGGGCUGACGAAUUGAACACGGUGUUAUGGGCGCACCGCACCACACACAAGGUGGCCACAGGCAAAACCCCAUUUGCCCUCACAUAUGGCACGGACGCGGUAAUUCCAAUUGAGACAACGACCCCAACCUACCGUGUCGCGCAGUACAACGAGGAAACCAAUGACGAGGCGCGAUUGCUGGAGCUGGAGUUAUCACAGGAAAAGCGCGAGUUAGCAGCAAUCAAGCUGGCUGCAAUGAAAGAGCAAGUAGCCAAGUACCACAACGCCAAGCUGAUUCCGCACAAGCUGAUCCUCGGAGACCAAGUACUGCGCCGGAACUUCCGUCCCGAUCCCAAACACGGGAAGCUCGCCUCAGUAUGGGAAGGUCCCUACCUAAUCCGCGAGGUGGUUGGCGCCAACACCUUCAAAUUAGUGAACUGGGGGGCAAUAAGAUACAAAGAACGUGGAACGCACAAAAUCUCCGGAAGUAUCACCAAGCAACUUAGCAUGUAUUUUACUCACGCCACGGCGUCUUGUCUCAAAGGAAUGAAAGCACUAUUCGCGCCCAUCUAG
Molecule: messenger RNA, 5199 nt
Organism: Linum trigynum
Lineage: Eukaryota; Viridiplantae; Streptophyta; Magnoliopsida; Malpighiales; Linaceae
Source: the annotation of a GenBank genome assembly